Molecule: messenger RNA, 523 nt
Organism: Coregonus clupeaformis (lake whitefish)
Lineage: Eukaryota; Metazoa; Chordata; Actinopteri; Salmoniformes; Salmonidae
Gene: ripply2
Product: ripply transcriptional repressor 2
Exons: 3
Coding region: 26-406 (126 amino acids)
Biological process (GO): embryonic pattern specification; negative regulation of transcription by RNA polymerase II
Cellular component (GO): nucleus
Source: RefSeq, a predicted model, not a curated record
UCCGGACACUCUAUGAUCAGAAACCAUGGAGAAUAUCAUCUCUCAUCGUGGAUUAAUUGGCGCAAUUACCGGAGGAAACUUUUUUCAACAGCCCGCUAAUUUGUGGAGACCUUGGGAUGCCAAAGCAGGCAGGGAAUGCAGGGCCGCGACACACACGCCUUACACAAAGCCCAUUGGAGGAUUUUCAGACACCAAACACUGCAAGAGUCCUCAAAUCACACAUCCAGUAAAGUUGUUCUGGCCCAAAUCGAGAUGCUUCGAUUACCUGUACCAGGAAGCAGAGAUGCUUCUGCGCAACUACCCAGUCCAAGCAACCAUCUGCUUCUACGAAGACUCGAGCAGUGAUGAUGAUGAGGAAGAAAGUGAUGAUGACGAGGAAGAAGAGAGCGUGAAGGAGCUGAAUUAAAAAAGUUCUCGCUCUCCAAUUUAAAAAACGCUGAAUGUAUAUUUUAAUAUGAAAUUUUAAUAUAUCGUUGCAUAAUUUAUUUUUGUAAAUAUCUGUAAAUAUGCCAUAUGAAUAACG